GACGGUCUCCCGAGUGAGUCACACGGUGGAUAUAAUCGUAGUUUCGUAUGUACUAUGUGCGAUACGUAGUUCUUGGUACGGUUUAUUUUCGAUUGAUGUGCAACGUUUGUCGCCUAGUGAUAAAAGGCUGAGAAAUACAAGAUCCUUCGCUUGUUCGGUCGGUAAUUGCAAUCAAGGAAGUUCAGAGGCGGUACUCCAUACCGAAUUAAAACAUCUACGCGAAGAAAGGUUGGCAAAGAUUCAAUACGGACGAGCGGGUCGCCGCAGGGCUGUCCCGCCGCUAAACCCGGUGUGGAAAUUAACCUAAAUAAAAAAAACAAGUAUCAAACAGCACACGGCAAGCGAAGAUGUCUACGGCGCUGCUUGCGGUGUUUGCAGUUAUUCUCUGCAUUCUGUUCCGAAUUUUAAACGUGAACAGUGCUCCCCAGAAGCCAGUUAUCGUUUGCAAAGAUGAGUCGUUCCUCGCCACCAUCCUCAAGAUUGCACCCGUAUUACGAGACCCGUAUAAACCAACACGACUAUGGGGCUACAGCGGACAUGUGCAAACUAUAAUCCACAGCAUUAUUGGAAGGGUUCGAUGUCCAUGGCCGAUCGGAGAAAGAGUUAAUAUCAUUUUGUCCGAUAAUGCAACGUUAACCUACGAUCUGUACCAGCCAUUAACAUCGGAUCAUCAAGAUGACAUUACAAUUGCAAUAUGCCCUGGAAUUGGAAACAGCUCCGAGAGUGUCUACAUUCGCACUUUCGUACACUUUAGCCAAUGUCAUGGCUAUCGAUGUGCAGUAUUGAACCAUGUUGGUGCUCUGUCCAGCGUCAAAGUUACUACUCCCAGGAUAUUCACUUAUGGUCACACCGACGAUUACCAUGUGAUGUUGCAAAGUUUGAUUGAAAAGCAUCCCAAUACUCAGAUAGUAUGUAUAGGCUUUAGUCUAGGUGGAAAUUUGGUUACUAAAUAUGUUGGUGAACGAGGCACCAAUAAAUUGUCAAAUAUUAUUGGGGCGAUAUCAAUUUGCCAGGGUUACAACGCCAUUGAAGGGACUAAGUUCUUGCUUAAUUGGCAAAACUUCCGACGAUUUUAUCUCUAUGUUAUGACUGAAUCUGUAAAGAAUAUUAUUCUAAGGCAUAAAUAUGUUCUACUCGCUGACUCAGUCAAACAAAGACACGGUCUCAAUGAACGAGACAUCAUUUCUGCUGCCACGCUUCCCGAGCUUGAUGAAGCAUAUACCAGAAAGAUACACAACUUCAGAUCUGUAAAAGAAUUGUACAAUUGGAGUAGCUGCAUUAAUUAUGUAACUAAAAUAGCUACUCCGAUGUUAUUCAUCAACGCCUUGGAUGACCCUCUAGUUCCGGAGCAGUUAUUGAGUCCUAUAAAGGAUUUCGCAUCUCAACAUUCCAACACACUGUAUAUAGAACUAGCUCACGGUGGUCACCUUGGUUUCUACGAGGGUGGUUUACUCUACCCAAACCCAAUAACGUGGCUGGAUCGCACACUGGUAUCUUUGGUCGGGUCAUUGGCAUUGGCUCACGCGGAUAGAGCGUUGAAAAUGUCUUAACCAUGUAACGCUCCCAGAUCUGGUACUAAGAUCAAUCUUACAAUCUGAAAGAAACAUCCAGCCUUUCCUUCAACAAGAACUGGUGGAUGUCAUUAACGGUAGUUGAUCUAGAAACUGUUUGAGAAUGAAAGAAAAGUAACGAGUUGUCGCCUUCAUUAUUACCGAUUGUUGCAUUUACCGUUGCAUAUAUUUAUUUGCCUGUUAUUUAGAUGGGUAUAUUACCAAUUUUUGAAAUAAGAUUGUGCUAUAUCUUGAAGUGUUUUUCUAUAGUACAUAUAUGUAUAUAUAUAUAUAAUAUAUAUAUAUAUAUAUAUAUAUAAUAUGUAUUCAGAUUCAAUGUGAUUCAUUUGUAGUUUAUCGCAAAACGAUGUUAGGAUACGCCUUGCAAUGCCGGUAGUUUCUCGCGAUAAUAGUUUGUUAUUGAUUUAUUUUCAGGUUUAUUUUCAUUCAGAGCACACAUCAAUUUUCUGACGACAUACAUUAGUAUGUACAUAUUUUGGUGCAAAAGACGAGACAAAUUUCCUCAUUUUGCAUUUAUUUAUUCUAUCUUUUUCGAUCAAAGGACGUAGAGAUCUGUUCAAAAGGAUUCGGAUUUUGUAAACAAAAUUAUGAACAAAUUCCAGACACAAUGUAGAAAAACAGUGGAAAAUUACGGUUUUGUAAAGGACAUCCAUUCAUCCAAAUCUCUGCAACACCGCGUUAUCCAUCAAUUAUUUCAGAAACCUUAAACACAUUCUUAUCGAGAAAAUAUUUCGAAGUAUAUAAUUCGUCCGAUUACAUUAGCACACGAUUCGUCUUUUGCGCUGUAUUUGAUUAAUCGACCUAUUCGAAAGAUUCGUACAAAUUAGCUAAGUAUCAAUACCUUUAGGGAGGGAUAAGUUGUAAUAAUUGAAAUACGACCAACGUUUAGCCUUCAAUUCUAAUCAUCCUCUAUCAUUGCUCGUUUCAGGUUGUAAAGAUCAGCUAGGAAGGAUUACUGUUUUAAUAUUUUUAAUCAUCUACAUGACAACUUGACUAUACUUAUAUUUUUUGGCAAGAAAACGAAAAAAAAACAGACAAUAAAUUAACUUUUCUCAAAAUAUAUGAUCUGCCUCUUUAGUGCAGGAGCAGUUAGAAUUUGUUGCUUUCCAAUAUAGUUAUUAUUUAUUGCUCAAUUAAUCAUCAAUUCGAUAAAGUCAGAUGAUAACUGUUUCCAAGAAGAUCUGUUGACCAGUUUGGUACAACGAAUUUGCGAUAUGUGUAUAGUACCUAUUAAAUACACAUCUCUGAUGAAUUUUUAUUCUAGCAGAAAUAAAAUCCUGCUCUCUUCACAAUCGAUCUUUUAAGACAAACUUAUACUGUUCUCUGUUAUGAUAUUUAUUAUUUUCAAUUUUUUCUUUAUGCAUUUAAGUUGAUUCUUUUUUCACAUAAUAAGGUGUCAAACGGUUGUUGGUUCCUUUGGAAGUAAAUGCCUUUAGUUAGGGACAUUGAUAGAGCUUAAAAAAAGAGAAACACUGUGUUAUAUGGACUGUGUACGAUACAUCAAUGAUGUAUACAUAUGUUUGCAAUUUAUGUUAAGCACAAAUCUAUAUUGUUGUAUACAGGUGAAAAAAUUGACAUAACUGUUGAAAGAAAAAAGAAAGCUAUGUUAACAAUAAGAAUAAUAUGAUAACGGCAA
Messenger RNA from Neodiprion fabricii, 3207 nucleotides. It is a transcript of the gene Hydr2, whose product is annotated as abhydrolase domain-containing protein 2. Gene Ontology annotation, molecular function: monoacylglycerol lipase activity; acetylesterase activity. Gene Ontology annotation, cellular component: sperm plasma membrane; sperm flagellum. Gene Ontology annotation, biological process: medium-chain fatty acid biosynthetic process; sperm capacitation; acylglycerol catabolic process. The record is from RefSeq and is a predicted model, not a curated record. The transcript is spliced from 7 exons. The coding region runs from base 348 to 1550 and encodes 400 amino acids. NCBI's taxonomy places the organism in Eukaryota, Metazoa, Arthropoda, Insecta, Hymenoptera, Diprionidae.